CGGAAUAACUUCAUUUAAUAUUUAUAGCAGUGGAAUUAAUAUUGCAACGAAAUUAAUAAUACCGAUCAGAUACGCAGCUUAUUGCGCACGGAAGUUGCACAAAUCUAUUGAAAUUCGUUUAAAAGCGUUAAAGGUUUUUCGGUUGCCUACUUCCUUCAGCAUGUACAUCAUACACACAAUAUUUUCUAUCACUUUGUUGAUUUGCUUUUGCCAAAAUGUAUUUGUAUUGGCACAACCCGUCGGGGAUGAGCUUAUCACGUGCGAAGAUCAGCUUACAAAAUAUCGUCGCUUUUUACUACAAGCCAUUUUAAGCUUUGAAGAUGUCUGUGACGCUUACGACUCACAUCCACUUAAUCCGCUUGAGGCUUUAUAUAGACAGGACCAACAAGACUCCGGUAACGCGCCGCUUUUCCGUGCACUACAAACGGGCAGCAGCGCCAGUGAGCAACGUAAUGAAAUUUGGGCUUUUUUCAAACUGUUGAUGGCACAAUUUAACGAUAUGGAUUUUGUCAACAUCAUUAAGGAGGCAGUUAUUGAUCGUUGUCGCAUGAAAUCCCAACUGCAGCAUGACGAAAAACGCAACUCCGUUGUAUUGGGUAAGAAGCAGCGGUUCCAUUCGUGGGGUGGUAAGCGCGCACACCUUUCGGCUGACGACAGAAGCAUGGACAUGUUGUAA
Messenger RNA from Bactrocera dorsalis (oriental fruit fly), 676 nucleotides. It is a transcript of the gene Lk, whose product is annotated as leucokinin. The transcript is spliced from 2 exons. NCBI's taxonomy places the organism in Eukaryota, Metazoa, Arthropoda, Insecta, Diptera, Tephritidae. Bases 161 to 676 code for a protein of 171 amino acids. The record is from RefSeq and is a predicted model, not a curated record.